Girardinichthys multiradiatus is the source of this 7120-nucleotide messenger RNA. RefSeq names its product coagulation factor V (gene f5). The transcript is spliced from 25 exons. Gene Ontology annotation, molecular function: copper ion binding. NCBI's taxonomy places the organism in Eukaryota, Metazoa, Chordata, Actinopteri, Cyprinodontiformes, Goodeidae. The coding region runs from base 29 to 6109 and encodes 2026 amino acids. The record is from RefSeq and is a predicted model, not a curated record.
GAACAGAGCAGUUUCAUCUGGCGGAUUGAUGUCAGACAUGAAGCUCUGUCCUUGCGCUGGAGCUCACGGUCUCCUGCCCAUCCUAGUUCUUCUGGCUGUCCUAGAUGUUAAAGCGGACCUGCAAAGAUCCAAGGAGAGACACUACUACAUUGCUGCUGUUGGCAUAGACUGGAACUAUUCUGGCAAUGACACAAACAGGCUGGAUUCCACCUACAAGAAAGUGGUCUUUAGAGAGUAUGACAAAGACUUCCGCCAGGCUAAGCCUCAUCCACCUUGGUUAGGUCUGCUUGGACCCACGCUGAGGGCCGAGGAGGGGGAGACAAUUGUCGUCACUUUCAGAAACAUGGCAAAUGGAGCGUACAGCAUCCACUCACACGGAGUGGCUUAUGGGAAACAGUCAGAGGGAGCCAACUACUUUGACAACACAUCACAAAAAGAAAAAGAAGACGACUUCGUGCAACCUAACAACGAACAUGUUUACUACUGGGAGGUGACGCCAGAGGUUUCCCCACUACCCGAUGAUCCCAACUGUCUCACCUACACCUACAUCUCCCACCAAAACGUGGUGCAAGACUACAACUCUGGCCUCAUUGGUGCUUUGCUCAUCUGCAAGCCUGGCACCCUGGAUGAGUUGGGAAAGCAGGUUGGCCUCCACGAGGAGUAUGUGUUUCUGUUUGGAGUUUUUGAUGAGAAAGAAAGUUUGUACACCCCAAAUGCAUAUUCUCCAGAUGACCAUGUCAAAUACACCAUCAACGGAUACACAAAGGGAUCCUUGCCUGAUGUAAGUAUAUGCACUCAUGCCACUGUGAGCCUGCAUCUGGUGGGCAUGAGCUCAGAACAAGAGGUGUUUUCAGUUCACAUGAACGGCCAAGUCCUGACGCACAGUGGCCACAAAGUGUCGUCAGUGGGGCUGAUCAGCGGUUCCUCAGCCACUGCCAGCCUUGUUGCUUCCCACACGGGCCGCUGGCUGCUCUCCUCUCACACCAUCAAGCACAUGGAAGCUGGCAUGCAUGGUUUUGUGGACGUGAGGAAGUGUGAAGAAUUUGUGGAACCCUCGAAGAGGAUGACAAUUGAGGAAAGACGACAAAGCAAGGAGUGGAAAUAUUAUAUUGCUGCAGAAGAAAUAGUCUGGGACUAUUCAAACGACCAGAAGGACCGUGUUGACGACGACUACAAGCUCCAGUACCUGAGACAGUCAGCAAACCGUAUUGGAAACAAGUACAAGAAGGCGGUGUACACUCAGUACAAAAAUGAAUCAUUCACUGAAAAGUUGGAAAAUAAGCAAAGGAAGGAUGAGCUGGGCAUCUUGGGUCCAGUGAUCAGAGCACAAAUCAGAGACGUCAUCACGAUUGUUUUUAAGAAUUUGGCCUCAAGGCCUUACAGUAUCUACCCACAUGGCCUGACUUUAGAAAAGUUAGAGGAGGGAGUCAACUACCCAGAAGGAGGGAACCAGUCUCACGGUGUUCUGCCUGGGGAAACACGCACCUAUGUGUGGAAGGUACUCAAGGAGAAUGAGCCUAUGGAUGCUGAUUCCCGAUGUCUGACACGGAUGUACCACAGUGCCGUGAACAUGCCGAGGGACAUCUCGUCAGGCCUGAUAGGACCCAUCCUCAUCUGCAAGAGUCAGUCUCUCAAUGUCAGGAAUGUACAGCUGAGAGCAGACAAGGAACAGCAUGCUGUGUUUUCAGUGUUUGAUGAGAACAAGAGCUGGUAUCUAGAAGACAACAUUCGCCAGUAUUGUGAUCGAUCCAAAGUCAACAAGGCUGACCCAGACUUUUAUAAGUCCAAUGUCAUGCACACAAUAAAUGGUUACACCUUUGAGAGCGGCCCUGUUUUGGGCUUCUGCAAUGGUGAGGUUGCAACAUGGCAUGUGUCCAGCAUUGGAGCACAGGAUUACAUUCAGACAGCUACCUUCUACGGCCAUCCGUUCGAGCUGAAUCACAGGACAGAGGACUUUCUCAGCCUUUAUCCAAUGACUGGGGAAAGCAUCAAGAUAACCAUGGACAACAUUGGUGUCUGGCUUUUGGCUUCAUUGAAUACGCAUGAAACAACAAAAGGAAUGCGUGUGAAGUUUCAAGAUGUUAAGUGCUUUCGGGAUCUCGAAUAUGAGUAUGAAGACGGAGACACGGACACAAACAUGAUCAACAAAUUUACUCAGUGGAAGCCUCCAAAAAUUGAGGAUAUCAAAAAGGAUGAGGAGAUAUCAAAACUUGGACCAACAAAACCAGUGGAGAUAGACAUCUACACGGACAUGUUUGCAGAGGAGUUAGGUCUGCGGUCGCUGAGGAACCAGUCCAAUAACUCAGAUGUAGAGAUAUUGGACUUGAGGUUUAUUGGCUAUGAUGAUAUUGAUGUUUCUCCUGUGAUUGGGAAUACCAGUCCAAAUCUGAAGGAAACAAAAAAUAAAACUGAGUCAUUUUCAAAUCAGACUGCAAUAAAUGAUACACAAUGGAAAGAGGCAGAUGGCAAAAACCUUACACAACACAACUUGCAGAACAGCAGCAUCAGUAAACAUGCAACACAUGCACUGAAAAAUAGUACUCAAUCAUUCUUUGACUACAGCACAACUGUUUUCAAUGGCCACCGUGAUUUACUGACCAAUCAAAGCACAGUAACCACAAACAGGAGUGUUUCUGUAGAUGCAUCCAGUCCCAGUAAUGCUACUGUUAAUGUUGCCAGCACAAUGAACUCAACAAUUCUUGAUGCCAAUGGCUCAACAGUUCUUGUAAAUGUAUCUGGUGCCAACUUUUCCACUGCAUCCAAGGAAUCCACCAUACUUACAGUGGGAACACAACAGACUGCCAAUACACCCACAGGGGUACAAGAAGCCACUGGUCAGACCAUGCCUGUACAAGCACAAGACAAUACUAAUCUUACUAUAACAUUGCCAGGGAAUUUAACUUUCAAAGGUAACACAUCAGAAUCAAAUCCUCCUGGCAAUAACUACGCCUCUGUGGACAUAUUUUUGCCUGAUGACUCUGUGGAACAACUCACAAGGGGUGAUGUGUUCUUUUACAAUGCUGUGUCUGACACCAGCAUCGACCCCAACAGCACUCUGUCUAACGUCACUGUGUUACAGAAUUUGACAAGCGAGAAUGACCAUAACACAACAACAAAGCAUGAUAAUGUGUCAGUUGUUGGUACAAACCAAUCUUUGUUCCUUUCAGUAAUUGAUGUUAAGGACGUUAACACCAGCGGGAUGAUCAGACAUAACCAUACCAGCUUUGAGUUGGUGUUGGUGGAGAACACAGCAAACAGUAAGGGAAACUCUUCAAACAUGACUGCACAGCAAGAGUAUGGACUACAAAUGAAUUUCACUGAAGUUGUGAGUGCUCCUGCCAAUUCCAGCUUUGAAAAUGCAACACAUGUUUUACAUAAAGAUAGGUUGUUAGAAAAUGGCACAAUGAAUGUAUCCAGAUCAAAUUCAUCAGGAAGGAGCUCAGAGAAAGGAUCCCCUCUUCUUGGAGAGUGGUCCAAUUCAACCUCAGUGGAAGGUUUUAUCAAGGAGAUUAAUGGUUCAUCCAACCAUUCUCUCUCUGGUGUUUCAUUCAAACUGCUCAGUUCAGAGGAGUUUGGUGCUUCAGACAGCAGUGAGGAAGUAUUUAUCUACGUUAAAGAAAACAAAUCAGAGGCUAUUAAAACUGUCUCCUUAAGACCACAAGGCUACAACUGGACCUAUGAUGGAACUCACCCCAUGGUGCCUGAGGAGAUUCCUGACCAUAUGAAAAAAUACUUUGAGAAUGAGGCGCCUCGAACGACACCACCUCCCAAAAAAUACAAAAAAGUGAAUGUCAAAAUAACACCCCAGAAAGGUGAAGGCAUAAAAACAAGGAAGAGGAAUGACUACAGGCCUCAAGCCAGGAGUGGUUUACGCUUUUCGCCCCGAGGAUUCAACCCAGGAUUGACUCCCAGAGGUGCAAGGCCCGAUGUUCCACAGCAUGUCACUAAUGAGGAGACUUUGAUUAACGUCCCUGUAGUUAUUGGUGUACCCCGACCUGAUUUCAGUGACUAUCAGCUGUAUGUUCCUGGAGAUGAAACACAUAAUGUCGAGAAGACAGAAAAAGACGUGAUGGAAAAUGAGUAUGAGUAUGUGAUGUACAAAGACCCCUACAAUAGCCUUGAAGACAUUAAGAAUCUCAACUUGGAUGAAACUACUAAAUACUACUUGAAGUUAUCAGGCCCUGAUGUUAAGACAUAUUUCAUUGCUGCAGAGGAGGUCAAAUGGGACUAUGCUGGCUAUGGACAGAGGAGACAAGAAAAGUCACAGCAAAACAUACGAGAGACGGAAUUCACCAAGGUUGUUUUCCGUGGUUACCUAGAUGUUAGCUUCAGCACUCCUGAUCUCCGCGGGGAGAUAGAUGAGCAUCUAGGCAUCCUGGGUCCUGUUAUCAAGGCAGAGGUUGGACAAACCAUCAUGAUUGUGUUCAAAAACAACGCCAAACGUCCAUACUCUUUGCACCCUAAUGGGGUUUCCUAUACAAAGCAGUUUGAGGGUCUGUCCUACGAGGACGGGUCCAAGUACUGGUAUAAGUAUGACAAUGAGGUUCAACCUAAUACCACCUACACAUACAUAUGGAAAAUCGAUCCUAUGGUUGGGCCAGCACCGGGAGAGUCUGAGUGUCGGACCUGGGCGUACUACUCCGGCGUUAAUCCUGAGAGGGAUAUCCACACUGGCCUGAUUGGUCCUUUGCUGGUGUGUCGAGAAGGCACACUGAAGAACAAGUCACUAAACACGAGGGAGUUUGUGCUGCUUUUUAUGACCUUCGAUGAGUCUCAGAGCUGGUACUACGCUCAAAAUCGUGAAGUCAUGCAAAGGAAGAACCGACAAAAAGUUCGGGAUGACUACGACAAGGAGAACUUCAAGUUCCACUCCAUCAAUGGCAUAAUAUACAGUCUUAAGGGCCUAAGGAUGUACACCGCCCAGCUUGUGAAGUGGCACCUGAUCAACAUGGGUUUCCCCAAAGACGUUCACAGCAUUUACUUCCAUGGUCAGACAUUCAGGCACAUGAAGACCAAGAGCUACAGACAGGCUGUGUUUCCCCUGCUACCUGGGAACUUUGCAACUCUGGAGAUGUAUCCAUCCAAACCUGGUCUAUGGCAGCUGGAGACGGAAGUUGGGUUAAACCAAAAGAAGGGGAUGCAGACACUCUUUCUGGUUCUUGAUAAUGAUUGUUACCGUCCUCUGGGUAUUGAGUCGGGCAGCGUGAAAAAUGACCAGAUCAAAGCCAGCAACACAAGAGGAUACUGGGAGCCUCAUCUUGCCAGACUAAAUAACCAGGGUAAAUACAAUGCAUGGAGCACAAAUAAUAAAGGCAGCUGGAUUCAGGUUGACUUCCAGAGGCCAGUUGUGGUCAGCCAGGUGGCCACACAAGGAGCCAAGCAGAUAUUUCAGUCCCAGUAUGCCACAAAUUUCUCCAUCUCAUAUAGCAAUGACCGCCGCAAAUGGAUCUUUUACAAAGGCGACAGCAAGGAUUUCUGGAAGACCUUUCAAGGAAACGAAGAAGCCUAUGAGACAAGAGUAAACACCUUCGUUCCUCCUGUGAUUGGACGAUUCAUUAGGCUCCACCCUAUCACCUGGAACAACGCAGCAACAAUCCGCAUGGAGUUCUACGGUUGUGAGCUGGAUGGCUGCUCAGUCCCUUUGGGGAUGGAGAGUGGAUUAAUAGAGGACAGUCACAUCACAGCCAGCUCUGAGGCAUCCAGCUGGUUAUCUGGACCCUGGAAGGCAUCUCUUGCUCGCCUCAACAAACAGGGCUUUGUCAAUGCAUGGAGAGCUAAGCACAGUGACAUGAACCAGUGGCUACAAGUAGAACUGCCCUACGUCAAGAAGAUCACAGGUAUUGUAACACAGGGAGCCAAGUCUAUGUCUAAGGAGAUGUACGUCAUCAAGUAUGCGCUGCAGUACAGUGACAAUGGGAUCGACUGGACCUACUACCCAGAUGACGAUGAUGUACCUGUAAAGAUGUUUGAUGGAAACACAAACAACAACGACCACAUGAAGAACUACAUCUAUCCUCCCAUCUUCUCUCGCUUCAUUCGAAUUGUCCCCAAAAGAUGGUGGAACUCCAUCACCAUGAGAGUAGAGCUUCUAGGCUGCGACUUUGAGUGACACGUGCAUUUUUCUAUUAAGUGCUUCACAUAAAUACUAAUGAGAACACAGAAAAAGUUUUCAAAUGUUUAGAAUGUACCAGGAAUCUGAAGACCCUGAGUUCUACAGAGAACCAGACAUGGCUCCCCCUCAAAAAAAUCAUCACCCCCCAAACAUGUUAACAUUUUAUCCCGUUACAACCCCAAACUUCAAAGUAGUUUAUUGGGAUUGGGAUCCAUAAGUUUGCUGGAUCCCCUACAUGACUUGGGGUAACCAGGACUUCUUAUAACUUUCUUUAAAUAAUCGCUUACUUUUCUGCAUUCUUCCAUAAAGUCUAUAUACAGUGGAGUGCACAGAUAAUAGUUGUCCUUAUGACGGAUUCGUCCACCUGAGCUGUAGAUCACCGAAGAUCCCCAGAGUCACAAUGAUCUUUUUGGCUGCUUUCCUUGCCCAGUCGGUCACGCUAGGUGGCCGUGUUCUGGUUGUUUUGCAGUUGUGCUAUAGUCUUUCCAUUUUCAAAUGAUGGACUGAAAUGUGCCCUCAGAGAUGUUUCUCAGGUAACUUCUGAAGGCAGUGGGUUGCUGUGGAUUUAUUUUAGGGGUAUCAGAGUGGGUUAAAUACAAAUGCAUGACACACUUUUUGCAGCAUAUAUCCCAUCAACAAUGUAAGGAUUUUAUUAAAAUAUGUAGAUGAUUUUACCAAGUCAGAGGUCGGACAUUUAAAAUAUAAAUCCAGUUUUCUGUCAGUAGGACAUUUUCUAGGACGUCUUUUUAACAAAUCGAGUUUCUGUUAUAAAAUAAGAUUUGAUUUGAUUUGAUUUGAUUUGUCGUGAUGAAUUGAAAAAAAACAAUUGUUAGAAAAUAUUGUCCAUCUUUUCAUUUGUAACAAAUAAAUGUUAUAUGUCUGUAUAUAUGUAUAUAUAUAUAUAUAUAUAUAUAUAUAUAUACAUAUAUACACACACUGUUUUAUUAACAAUCAAAUUGCUCUGCUACGUGCUUUCUGUUUCCCAUUAGAAUAAACCAUUGCAAUCCA